This is a messenger RNA of Clunio marinus, 327 nucleotides long. NCBI's taxonomy places the organism in Eukaryota, Metazoa, Arthropoda, Insecta, Diptera, Chironomidae. The record is from the annotation of a GenBank genome assembly.
AUGUUUUCAAGGGCCAUUGCUUUAAGGCUCAGGGCUUUCACAGAGUCUUGGAGACGCUCUGAAUUACGUCAAUUACAGAAACAUCAUUUUAGAGGGAAUAUUGCGUGGUCACCCAAGCGAGAAAUUGCUUAUAAAUCUUCAUUUCACAAAUUUAUUACAAGUGUGAUGAAAAGCGUUCUUCACACGUCAUUGAUGCUGGUCGACAUUGCGUUGCGUGCAGUAAAGCGUAAAAUUUAUCAAUUAAAGUCUUUGAUGGUGGAAUUAUGGAGAAGAAGCAACACGACGAAACAAACGACCAAUAGUCACCCAAAUGACAUUGAAAAUUAA